Messenger RNA from Microsporum canis CBS 113480, 1091 nucleotides. RefSeq names its product mitochondrial 54S ribosomal protein YmL7/YmL5. The record is from RefSeq and is a predicted model, not a curated record. Bases 36 to 1091 code for a protein of 351 amino acids. The transcript is spliced from 3 exons. NCBI's taxonomy places the organism in Eukaryota, Fungi, Ascomycota, Eurotiomycetes, Onygenales, Arthrodermataceae. Gene Ontology annotation, cellular component: cytosolic large ribosomal subunit; ribosome. Gene Ontology annotation, molecular function: RNA binding; structural constituent of ribosome. Gene Ontology annotation, biological process: translation.
GCGUUGAAGAGCAUCAAACGAAGGACAACGCAGGAAUGGCGCUCCACGAGUCACUGUCACAGCUGCCCAGGGCUCUAUCACGGCGAUUCAAGCCAGCAUUUUCAUCCCAGCUCCCGGCAUACCGUCGCAAUGCCUCCUCCGAAUCAUCAUCUCCAUUAGACGACCUCGAACCCGCCUCGUCCUUUUCCACUCCUCCGCUCUCAGAAAAACAGAUAAAGGCAUUUGAUCCCGUGGCCAGAAGCAAGAGCCGUAAACAACAGCUACCACGAAGUCGAUACCAAUAUCGAUCCCCCAAAUAUGAUCGUGGCCCUCUUAACCCUCACAGACCUCCGCCAUCAUCACACCCAUCCUCUCGUCUUUUCGUUCCAGGGCCCUUCAGCUCAACCCGAGUGGAACAGACGUACAAUUCGACCGUAGCCUCUGAUAUUCUUACUCUCUGCUACGUACAUAAACCGCAUGGGUUCAAGGCUCCUCCACCGCCUGUACGUCUACGACAAUGGGACGACAGCUCACCAUACCAUAAGAACCGACCACUCCGUGGCCCUCGAGGCGGCGAUGUGUUACGCCUGCUUCGGAAACCAAUUACUUUUAACAGCGUCCCUGAAUUGUCGGGCAUAACGGUCCACUCGUACGUCAAGGAUGCUGUGGCGCAUGGGUCAUCCUAUCUGCACGUAGCUGGUAUGGCACUGCAGGCCAUCACGAACGUAAGAGUUAAGACACACAAAGUUAAGACGGGUGUGCCUAAAUGGGGGUUGAUUGCAGGCACCAAGCACGUUGCUGCCACCGCGGAGCUGAAGGGAGAAGACAUGUACCAUUUCUUCAGCAAGUUGGUGGAUGUCGUUAUGCCCAAGUUUAAAGACUGGAAGGGGGUGAAAACUACCAGUGGUGACGGCAGCGGAAACAUCACGUUGGGUCUUGAACCAUCAAUGGUCGCUAUGUUUCCUGAAAUCGAAGUCAACUAUGACAUGUACCCUCCCCGCAUGAUUCCAGGUUGCCAUAUUACUAUCAAAACUACUGCUCGUGCCGACAAGGAUGCCAGAAUCCUUCUUAAUGCUUUGGGCGUUCCAUUCAAUGGGAAACUCCUGAAGUAA